CUUGGUGUUUCUCUUUUGAUUUUAGCACCAAAAAUUCCAUUUCGAAAACAACCAAUAGAAAAAGAGGAAGACGACCUCCACCAUCAGAGGUCAACAGUCAACACCCGAUUCCUAAAUUUCAAUUCCAUUUUCCAGUCAGUGAUUUCAAGAAUAGAGCUUUUUGGGAGUAGCUAUAAUGGUGAAAUUCGAAUUGGGUUACUUUUUAUUUUUCAUUUUGAUAAUUGGAACUGCAAAUGGGGGAAUUGAAGGAGUAAUCAAAGUGAGUUACAAAUUUUCCGGGUCUGAACGGACUCUCACUGCCCUAAAAGCCCAUGAUGAGAAACGCCAUCUCAGACUUCUCGCCGGCGUCGACCUACCUAUCGGUGGCACCGGCCGUCCCGAUUCCGUCGGGCUUUACUAUGCCAAGAUUGGAAUCGGAACACCAUCAAAUGAUUAUUAUGUGCAAGUGGAUACCGGAAGCGACAUAAUGUGGGUUAACUGCAUCGGAUGUGAUCAAUGCCCCAGAAGAGGAUAUCAUGAUCUGGAGCUAGCAUUCUACAAUCGAAAGGAUUCUCUCUCUGGUAAAUUAGUUUCUUGUGGACACCAGUUCUGCAAGGAUGUAAAUAGAGGCUCGGUAUCAGGCUGCUAUGGUAACAACUCAUGUUAUUUUAAUGAAAAUUACGGAGAUGGAAGUUAUAGUAUGGGCUACUUUGUGGAGGACGUUGUUCAAUAUGAUCUGGUGUCUGGUGAUCUCCAAACUAACUCAACAAAUGGAACUGUAAUUUUUGGGUGUGGGGGUACACAGUCUGUAGAACUAAGGUCCUCAGAUGACGCUCUUGAUGGGGUUUUGGGGUUUGGGAAAUCGAAUUCAUCCAUGCUUUCCCAGCUGGCUUCAUCUGGAAAAGUGAAGAAAAUGUUUGCUCAUUGCUUGGAUGGUGUAAAUGGUGGUGGUAUAUUUGCCAUUGGGAACGUUGUCAAACCAAAAGUAACCAUGACAGCAUUAGUACCGAACCAGCAACACUACAAUGUCAAUAUGACAGCUGUUGAAGUCGGUUAUCAAUUUCUAAACCUUUCUGCUGAUGUAUUUACAAAUGGAGUGAACAAGGGUGUCAUUAUUGACAGUGGAACAACCUUGGCUUAUCUUCCUGAGGUGAUUUAUGGGCCACUAGUGAAAAAGAUACUCUCCUGGCAACCUGAUCUGAGAUUGCGUACAGUUAAUGAUGAGUAUACAUGCUUCGGAUACUCUGGAAGUGUUGAUGAUGGAUUCCCUCAAGUCAAUUUUCAUUUUGAAAAUUCUCUUACUUUAAGAGUUCGUCCACAUGAAUAUCUAUUCCCCUUCGAAGAUUUAUUUUGCAUUGGAUGGCAGAAUAGUGGUAGUCUUUCUCGUGACAAAUGGAACCUCACGGUUUUUGGAGAUUUGGUUCUCUCGAAUAAGCUAGUCUUGUAUGAUCUUGAAAAGCAGGCCAUUGGUUGGACCGAGUAUAACUGCUCAUCGAGCAUCGGAUUGAAGGAUGAAAUUACUGGUUCAGUACAUUUAGUAGGUGCUCAUUCUCUGUCAGAUGCUUCUAGUUUGACUGCUCAAAUGGCUCUAACCUUCUUGUUAUUAGUAACUCUGCUGCACUACUCUCUAUUUAACGGGCAAAGCUGACAUGAAUAUUAGCAUCCGGUACUUGAGACCCGGGUUAGGAAGCUUUUAUACUGAAAGGGAUUCUUCAAGUAUUGCCACAGCACAGCAAUUCACUGGAUUUCAAGUAGGAGUGUGCAUAUUUUACAUACAUGAUUGGCUGAUGAUAGGAAAACUAAGAUACUGAACUUGGGAAGGUGCCUUUUUGUUUGCUUUAUAGAACAAUUACUAGACCACUCCAUUUUUGCAUGAAGUCGGGUUGUAAAACGCAUGAUGUAAAUAGAUUUGUGUACAUAUUUUUAUUCUUACAAUAUCCGGGCAACUAUGUUGCGACUCUUCAAAAAAUAUCGGUAGUUGUGUAAUUUUGAGGAUUCAAGUAAUAUCACUUUUGUUCUUGUGUUGUCUUC
Messenger RNA from Solanum dulcamara, 2010 nucleotides. RefSeq names its product aspartic proteinase 36. Bases 176 to 1627 code for a protein of 483 amino acids. The transcript has 10 exons. Gene Ontology annotation, biological process: proteolysis. Lineage: Eukaryota; Viridiplantae; Streptophyta; Magnoliopsida; Solanales; Solanaceae. Gene Ontology annotation, molecular function: aspartic-type endopeptidase activity. The record is from RefSeq and is a predicted model, not a curated record.